Molecule: messenger RNA, 2278 nt
Organism: Girardinichthys multiradiatus
Lineage: Eukaryota; Metazoa; Chordata; Actinopteri; Cyprinodontiformes; Goodeidae
Gene: mtfr1
Product: mitochondrial fission regulator 1
Exons: 8
Coding region: 461-1429 (322 amino acids)
Biological process (GO): mitochondrial fission; aerobic respiration
Cellular component (GO): mitochondrion
Source: RefSeq, a predicted model, not a curated record
CACCGACGUUUCCAUAUACUACAUAACGUGUGUGGUAAUUAAAUCUUGAGAAGUGGGACAUUUGGGAUUAGCCAACCGUCGCUGCUAUCGCUAGCAUCAAUUAGCACGGUGACCGUGGGAAAAUCCAGUUAAUUGAUGGUUAAUCUCGUUUAAAGCAUGGCACCCGCUGUCCUUUUUGAACUGGUGUGUUUUGUUGGUUUAAAGGGGCCAAAUGUCAAAAUAAACGUCGAUGUGUUGUAACUUUGGCUAAAAGCGUUUGCCCUGCAUGUUUAUUUCCACGGAUACAGUGAAGGAUAGGCAAGGUUACACUGGGAAGUUGAAUACUUUCUGGGAAAUCAAAAAACGGAGAAACAAACGCAAACAUUACCAUCAGAGGUCAGGCUGCUUUUUUCAGACUCUUGUGGAUCAUGUUGAUCUGGAGGCAUGUUCCUCUCUGUGUUUUUGAAACCGAUCGACAGAAAUGAGUAAAGAGCAUGCAAGGAUUGAGAUGGACCUGGCUUUUGGCUCUGCAAAGCCCUAUGGUUCUUCAAGAAGUUUGGUAAGGAGAAUCGCUUCAAAUCUUCCCAUUAAACCGUGCCCCAGGGUUCAUUUCCAGCUCUACCCAUACACUGAGGAGGCUGGAGUCCUUAUCAGUGCCAGGAGGCAGACCAGCCGGGUCACCUCUCUUGCUGAUAUUGCCUGGAUCGAAGGGGACGAAGAGGAUGAUGGAAGCUACUGUGGCAGACCCAGGCCAGGGGUCCCACCAGGCUUCAUGUUUCGAGCUCAACAGCCUCGUCCUCGGAGAAAACUCCUCACCCGUCAAAGGUCCCUGCCCAGUCUGCACGAAGGAGCUCCUGACCUGCAUGGUCCGACUGUUUCAAACGAUGAGGCGAUCCAGAAGAUCAGCGCACUGGAGACAGAACUGGACAAACUCAGAGCUCAGAUAGCUCAGAUAGUCUUGGCUCAGGAAAAGACUGCACAGUCCGCUGCUGCUACCGGAGCUGCUCCACCUUCUGGCAGCCCCCCUCCUCCUCCUCCACCUCCUCCACCUGCACCAGCACUACAGCGAACGUUUUCAGCCAUAGAGCUGAUAAAAAGGAGAAGAGGCAGGAAGACGGAUGAGCAGACGGCUGUGGGUUCAAAGCCAGCAGAAAUCCCCAGCAUGCUGGACAUCCUGAAGGACAUAGACAAAGUUAAGCUGCGGUCUGUGAGGAGUCGUUUAGAGAAAGUUGAGGUCAAAAUGAUGUCCAAAGAUCCAGCCGACCCAGCAGGUUUCAUCGCCGAAGCUCUUAAACGCAAAUUUGCCCAUCGGUUUCGGAAUAACAGCGGACAGGAAGGAAGCGACAAGGAAGAUUGGAAGGUUUCCAUCCCCGAAGCCAAACCUCAAACUGAAACCCUUCUGUUUGGGCAGCACAUGUUGAAACCAACUGGAAAGAAAAAGUUGCUCUGACCAGAGGGACCUGAGCCGGUUAUCCAGAAGGUCUGUGGAUACUUGGCAGUGGCUUCUUUCUGGUGAUCUUCUCUGACUCUGGCCUGGCUGGACCAGUUAUUAAUCAUCUCAUAGAGUCCAAUGUUGGAGAUGUUUUUGCACUUUUAUAACUGCUAUCUUUAUAUUUAGAAACACUAGCGACUGAUUAAUAAUCUUAUUUUGUUAUUAUGAAGUAUUUGUUUUAACUUGUUGCACAUGGAAUGGGUGAUCAAGUCUGCAUCCCCAUUUUUAAGGAGCAGGAAAAGCUCAAGGAGGAGGCUCUCUCGGACAUGUUGAAUCUGGUGCAGUAUUGUUGAAGUACUUGUACGAAUUGUAGUGUGAUUUGACUGGGAGUUAUUUAUGUUGUGGCAAAGGUAGAUGCUGUAAUUUGUUUUUAACAGGGAAUAAUGUGCCGGUUUUGUCCGUUACGAAUUUAAAGAGACUCGGAUUGACAUUUGAAAGUAUUUUAUCUUCCGUGUCAGGAUUUACCAAUUUAAGUCAUUUCUAUUUUAUUUUCCUUUUUUAAAAGCCAAAGAUAUUCUUCUGAUUCCCUGCAGGAUCCUGCCUUAUUUUGCAUUGUACAUUUUUCCCCAGUUUUAUUAAAGUUCUUGUUAAAAGUGAAGUAAAUCAGCCUGUGGUUUAAACUGACAUUUUGAGGCAUUGUGUUGGUCUUCAUAUCAUUUCACAUUAUGGUUGUAUAGCUGCUUAUUUAAGUCUUUGUACAAGGGAAGGACAGGUUGCCAGUGACAUGUAGCUUUUAAUGUCAAAGAUUUGCAGAAGAGUUCUCUAACAAAUUGUAAAUCAUCUUUAAUAAAAGUUUGUCUCUCUUGA